Messenger RNA from Lagopus leucura (white-tailed ptarmigan), 10168 nucleotides. RefSeq names its product ELKS/RAB6-interacting/CAST family member 1 (gene ERC1). Bases 223 to 3588 code for a protein of 1121 amino acids. NCBI's taxonomy places the organism in Eukaryota, Metazoa, Chordata, Aves, Galliformes, Phasianidae. Gene Ontology annotation, cellular component: cytoskeleton of presynaptic active zone. Gene Ontology annotation, molecular function: structural constituent of presynaptic active zone. The record is from RefSeq and is a predicted model, not a curated record. The transcript has 20 exons. Gene Ontology annotation, biological process: neuromuscular synaptic transmission; maintenance of presynaptic active zone structure; regulation of synaptic plasticity.
GCCGCCGGGCUGGGCAGGGGCUGCGGCGGGGCCUGGUGGCCGGCGGGCGCCGCUCAGAUGUGGUUCUGGACAUGGUGAGCAUGUGACUUCAAAGAUGGACAACUGGAUCUGUUACAAAUUCUGAUUGGCCUUAAGCUGACUUACAAACACUAAGGAGCUUCACGGGAUUUCUCUCAUUCCUAAUUUAUGCCUGUCUAAUUGCCUCACACCACCAGCUUAAUCAUGUAUGGAAGUGCUCGGUCAGUUGGCAAGGCUGAGCCAAGCAACCAGAGUCCAGGGCGUUCACCAAGGCUGCCACGGUCACCACGCUUGGGCCAUCGUCGAACCAACAGCACUGGAGGCAGUUCUGGCAGCAGUACUGGGGGAGGCAGUGGGAAAACCCUUUCUAUGGAAAACAUUCAGUCCUUAAACGCUGCCUAUGCUACGUCUGGCCCUAUGUAUCUCAGUGACCAUGAGAACGUCGGUGCAGACACCCCAAAAAGCACCAUGACUUUGGGCCGGUCUGGGGGGCGGCUGCCUUAUGGUGUUAGGAUGACUGCAAUGGGUAGCAGCCCUAACAUUGCCAGUAGUGGAGUUGCCAGUGAUACUAUCGCGUUUGGAGAGCACCAUCUUCCUCCAGUGAGUAUGGCGUCCACUGUGCCUCACUCACUUCGCCAGGCCAGGGAUAACACCAUCAUGGAUCUGCAGACGCAACUCAAAGAAGUAUUAAGGGAAAACGAUCUGCUUCGCAAGGAUGUGGAGGUGAAAGAAAGCAAGCUGAGUUCUUCCAUGAACAGCAUCAAGACCUUCUGGAGUCCCGAGCUAAAAAAAGAAAGAGCUCUGAGGAAAGAUGAAGCUUCAAAAAUCACCAUUUGGAAGGAACAGUAUAGAGUUUUGCAAGAAGAAAACCAGCAUAUGCAGAUGACUAUCCAGGCUCUUCAAGAUGAACUUCGGAUCCAGCGGGACCUGAACCAACUGUUCCAGCAGGACAGCAGCUCUAGAACCAGUGAGCCCUUUGUGGCAGAGCUGACAGAGGAAAACUUUCAGCGGCUUCACACAGAGCAUGAGCGCCAGGCCAAGGAACUCUUCCUCCUACGUAAAACCUUAGAAGAGAUGGAACUGCGCAUUGAGACACAGAAACAGACCUUAAAUGCACGCGAUGAAUCCAUCAAAAAGCUGCUGGAGAUGCUGCAGAGUAAAGGUCUGUCAGCAAAAGCCACUGAGGAAGAUCAUGAACGAACAAGGCGGUUGGCUGAAGCAGAGAUGCAUGUACACCACUUGGAGAGCCUUCUCGAACAGAAGGAAAAAGAAAACAACAUGCUUAGAGAGGAGAUACAUCGACGGUUUGAAAAUGCUCCUGACUCAGCCAAGACAAAGGCUCUGCAAACUGUUAUUGAGAUGAAGGAUUCAAAAAUUUCUUCCAUGGAGCGUGGCCUCCGAGAUUUGGAAGAGGAGAUUCAGAUGUUGAAGUCAAAUGGAGCUCUGAGCACAGAGGAGCGUGAAGAAGAAAUGAAGCAAAUGGAGGUGUACCGUAGUCAUUCCAAAUUCAUGAAAAAUAAGGUAGAGCAACUGAAGGAAGAGCUAAGUGCCAAAGAGGUUCAAGGGGAGGACCUGAAAAAAAGAGUGGCUGGUCUCCAGGCCGAGAUUGGCCAGGUGAAACAGGAGCUGUCACGCAAAGACACAGAGUUGCUAGCCUUGCAAACAAAGCUGGAGACCCUCACAAAUCAGUUCUCUGACAGCAAGCAGCAUAUUGAAGUUCUGAAAGAGUCUCUUACAGCUAAAGAGCAAAGAGCUGCCAUUCUGCAGACGGAGGUGGAUGCAUUACGCUUACGUCUGGAGGAGAAAGAGACCAUGCUAAAUAAGAAGACAAAGCAGAUUCAGGAGAUUGCAGAGGAGAAAGGCACUCAAGCAGGAGAGAUCCAUGAUCUCAAGGAUAUGUUAGAGGUGAAGGAACGCAAAGUUAACGUUCUUCAGAAGAAGAUUGAAAAUCUUCAAGAGCAGCUAAGAGACAAGGAAAAGCAAAUGAGCAGUUUAAAGGAUCGAGUGAAAUCCUUGCAGGCUGACACCACCAAUACUGACACUGCCUUGACCACGCUGGAAGAAGCACUUGCAGAAAAAGAAAGGACCAUUGAGCGCCUAAAGGAGCAACGGGACAGAGAUGAACGAGAAAAACAGGAAGAGAUUGACACCUACAAAAAAGACAUUAAGGACCUGAAAGAGAAAGUCGGCAUUUUACAAGGAGAUCUCACAGAGAAAGAGUCAUCCUUACUGGAUCUGAAGGAGCAUGCUUCAUCCUUAGCUUCAUCAGGACUGAAGAAAGAUUCAAGGCUUAAGACACUGGAAAUUGCAUUGGAACAGAAAAAGGAAGAAUGUUUGAAAAUGGAAACUCAAUUGAAGAAGGCUCAUGAGGCAACUCUUGAGGCGAGGGCCAGCCCAGAGCUGAGUGAUCGCAUGCAGCAGCUGGAGCGGGAGGUAACGAGGUAUCGGGAAGAGUCAAGUAAGGCUCAAGCUGAAGUGGAUCGUCUUCUGGAAAUCUUGAAGGAGAUGGAAAAUGAGAAGAAUGAUAAAGAUAAGAAAAUUGCAGAACUGGAGAGUCUCACGUCAAGGCAAGUUAAAGAUCAAAAUAAGAAAGUAGCAAAUCUGAAGCACAAAGAGCAAGUGGAGAAGAAGAAGAGUGCACAAAUGCUGGAGGAGGCCAGGAGACGAGAGGAUAAUCUUAAUGACAGCUCCCAACAGCUUCAGGACAAUCUGCGUAAAAAGGAUGAUCGGAUUGAAGAAUUGGAAGAGGCACUCAGAGAAAGUGUUCAGAUAACUGCAGAGCGGGAAAUGGUGCUAGCACAAGAGGAGUCAGCCAGGAUCAAUGCUGAGAAACAGGUAGAAGAGCUGAUGAUGGCCAUGGAGAAGGUUAAGCAGGAGCUGGAGUCGAUGAAAGCAAAAUUGUCUUCUACACAACAGUCUUUGGCUGAGAAGGAAACCCAUUUGACCAACCUACGAGCAGAAAGAAGAAAACAUUUGGAGGAGGUCCUGGAGAUGAAACAAGAAGCCCUUCUUGCUGCCAUUAGUGAAAAAGAUGCCAAUAUUGCCCUGCUAGAGCUUUCAUCCUCUAAGAAGAAGACUCAAGAUGAAGUGGCUGCCCUCAAACGAGAGAAAGACCGCCUUGUGCAACAGCUCAAGCAGCAGACACAGAACCGUAUGAAGCUGAUGGCUGACAACUAUGAGGAUGAUCACCUCAAAUCCUCAUCCCAUUCCAACCAAACCAACCACAAGCCCUCCCCAGACCAGAUAAUUCAGCCCCUCUUAGAACUUGAUCAGAAUCGCAGCAAGUUGAAGCUGUACAUUGGACAUCUGACAGCCCUCUGCCAUGACCGUGACCCCUUGAUUCUGCGUGGACUCACCCCACCUGCUUCCUACCAUUUGGAUGAUGACCAGGCAGCUUGGGAGAAAGAGCUGCAGAAGAUGACCCAGGAGCAGCUUCGUGACGAGUUAGAAAAGGGCGAGAAGGAAAGCGCAGAGCUGCAAGAGUUUGCCAACGCCAUUUUACAGCAGAUAGCAGAUCACUGCCCUGACAUCCUGGAGCAAGUCGUCAAUGCACUCGAGGAGUCGUCAUGACCUCGGCCGCUGGCCCCGCUGGAGCAGCACACCAACGGCCGAGCCCAGUCAGUCCAAGGAGCCAUGAGAGUGGAGAGGAAUGUGAAAGACAGAAAAUGGAACAGAAACUUCUGGUGCACUUUUUGCAAGGAAAACAAAAACAAACAAAAACAAACACCUCUAAAAACUACAGGCUCUCUAGGUUCUUCCAGUCUAUGAUUAAUCAGUCAUGCUUAUGUUCAUCUUCUCACUGCCUUUCUACUUUAGCAUCCAGUUCCCUGCUGACUUGUUGGUAUUGGACUUUUGGAUACAGCUAAGCAGAGCUCUUCUGAGUCUCCUGAUCAAAGAGGGGAUCCACUGUAUACAAGAAGUUCUAGUUCGUCAUGAGGUUGCAGAUGGGUAGCCUUGCCUUUCAUUCAUUUAUUGCUUUUUUUUUUUUUUUCUCAUAAAAGCUGAAAGCCUCUAUUUCAUAGUGCUAAAAAUUAAACUUGAGUACGCUCUGAUUACGGCUCACAAAUGGCCAGCAUCAGCAAGCUAGCUCAGGUCUCACUGCCUAUCUCAAUGUUUCUUACAUUCUUAAAUAACAUAGAGAUGAAAGAAAGGUUUCCUUAUUACGUUCUGUGAGUGUCUUAAUCUAGCAGCUGGGAAACCAGGUAGGCAUGCUGGUACUUUCUUUUACUUAGCAUUAAUUGUUAUUGUUCAGUGAUUUGACUCUGAAGCGCUGAGUGGGGCAUAUUUUCAGAUAACAGUUUUUGUCUUUUGGCUCUUCAUUUUUUUAGCUGAGUUCUUCAUAGAGUCACCUAAAUUCUUAUUUUAUAGAAAGAUCUCCCCUUUCAAACAGGUGUGAUCAGCAAGUCAGCUCCCAGGUUUAACUUGUAUAGUUUGCCCAUUGCUAAUUUUUCAGGCUGUAGGCUUGUAAACACCAGCUGCCAUCAGAAUAGUCUUAGGCAUUUUGUACAUAACCAAAUUGCAUCAUUUAGCUUAAAAAUACAAUUUUAAAACUAAUUUAGAUAAAUCAGCAACACAGUUCUUACUAUAAUUAUGAAUUAAUUUAUUUUGGGUUAGUUUAGGUUGACAAGGAAUUAGUUUGAGUUCAGAGCAAGAACCUGUUCUUAUAAAGAAGAGCAUCUCUGCUGGAGUUGGCACCCAGUUGAGUAGAUAGGUAUAAAAUCACAGCUUUAGCUAAACCAGUGCAAUUCUUAUAUGUAUAUAAGAGGCCUUCAUCUUGCUCCCAUCCAUCUUUGUUGCUCAUUAAAGCCCCUGCUGAUAGGUAAUAUGACCUGAAAUAGCAGGUCGGUUUGUCGUGGUAGCAAUUCAGAACCCUAUUUUAUGAGUAGGACUUGGGUGUUCAUUCUUGGGCUCUGCAUUAAAGAGGACACAUUUUUUUUCCUGGCUACCAAUGGUUAUAUGCAUCUGGGGGCAUCUGCAGUACAGAACCAUUUAACGUGUCCCCGUGUACUCCUUAAAGGAGUUUUUCCCCUUUAGCUUUCUCAUAUUACUUAAGAAAACAGGGGGAGGGGAAAAGGAGACCAAAUAGCAACGCAGCAGGCGAUGAAAUCUUGGUUUUCUAGUCACCAGCUAAUUAUAAGGCCUCUGACUCCUGCAGCCAUUGCUGUAACUCUGAUUUUACAAGUUCUAGAAACAUCAGCUGACCGCAGUGUCCAUCCAUCGUCUGUCUCUCAGUAAACUUCCCAUUCAGAGCCUCCCAUUCAGAGUUUAAUUCCAUCUGACUUACUACAUUUUGAGCUUAAUCACUAAACUGUUACGCUAAGUAAAAUGUUUCAAACCCUUUCAGAAGAACUGGAUUUCCUACGUCUUUCAAAUUGGUAGCAUAACUCACCUGUAGGUCUUCCACACCUUAUUUUUACUCUUUGAAAUGACUGAUUGCUUCUAAUAGAAAGGAGGUCAGCAAAAGUUUCCAUGAGGGAAGGUGUACCAUCUUCUUUUCAACCAGUGAAAACUGGGCAAAGCUGAAAACGUAUACAUCUGUGGAUUAUAUUGGAAACUAACUAAUUUGAAAUGAAUGAAUCAUACCCUAAUUCAUUCUACUGUGAUGAUUCAGAAGAAGCAGCUGUAUCCAUAGCCAUGUCGUCUGCUGGGUAGAAAUACCUAGGUCUCCAAAGAAGGGAUGGCUCGCACCUUCUCCAUCUUUUGAACUGACAGUGCUUUACAAAUCAGGAAAUGUAACUUUAGUUCUCAGUAUAGCAUUAGCCUGUGUCCAAAGACUUUUGUUUGUUUUAUUUUUGUGGGUUUUUUUUUCUCAUGUAAGAGGAGAGUAAUGGGAACCUGAAUGUUUGCAAGGGGGAAAUACCGGAAGGCAUGUAGACAGUGACUGUACAUACCACUGAGCCAUGCCUCAUACCAGAACCACCCCUUUGGUCCUAUUAUUUGAGUCAGCACGUUUUGAUAGGAGCUGUUGUUUUGAAAUCUUUCCUCUUGCUUUUACUUCAUCACCCCUAAUUACUCACUCAAGGAAUUUAAUGCUGCCUGUAAAACCAUCAGGGCCAUCAGCCUAACAUCAUCACACUGCCACCACCACUCCUGACUAUCUCAUUAACUUAUAUGGUCAAAUCUCCAGCUGCCCUGGUUCCCUGCUGUAAAACAAUCCCUCUUCUGUGAGAAGCUGUGGAAUUUCCCUUAUCGAUGGUUCAAAUGACUCCUGCUUGUAAACCUCUUACUGAGAUGUCCCUUGAUAGUGUUCCUGCUGCAGGGGAAGGGGGAGGGAUGAGAGCGAGGGGUGGUCAUUUCUGGCUGUUAUUUCAAUUCCGUUUGUGUGCUGCGUUGCUCAUACAUCACAGGAAAGCUCUGAGUUUCAGCACUGGUUCCUUUGCGUCUUUAACUCAGCUGCCAGCCUGAGGCUGUGUUUCUUGGCUGAAAAGUGCCUCAGCAAAGGCAUGAUGCUGUCCGUGGGACCCAUGCAUCUGAAACCAGGUGAAUCUCGCUGUUUAUGCAUCUCCUGGUGACUUCCUUGAUUUGGUUUAUCAAAAACUAGGCCAGUUUUCAUACCAGCCAUUUGGUCUUCUGUCUGCAAGCCACAUGCUUGCUGUUCUUCCCAGCAGGAUUAUUGGGCCAUUGCAAGUGUUCUUUACUACUGUUAUCUUCUUGGGCUUCUAGACUUGCAACUUAAACACUGAUCUUAGACCUCAGUGAAGUACUUUCAGGGAGAGAGCAGAUCUCAGUUGGGAACAGACUUGAUCCAACUUGAUCUCCACUGAACUAUUUCAAAUAAUCUCUCUGAUCCUGUGUAGAUACAGAUCUUGUUGUGGCAAAUAGUUUGAAGAACUGUGUGAUCUGGGAGAUGCUGCUGGCUGUGAUUUAAUGCAGAGUGUGGCCCGCAAAAGCUUUUCUUCUUGUUUAUAUGGAGUGCCACAACAUUGGCCUUAGGGUAAUCAAGAGAUUUGGUGAUCAUUGUCCAUCAAGAAACCACCCAUUGGGCACAUGGCAGAAAAUUCAUACAAGUGUACUUGCCAUGAUGCUCCUCCAGUUGUCUAACUCUCUCCAAUUCCUCUGCUAUCUUACAUCCAGGUGUCAGCAGCCAGGAAGAUGCAGUUUCCUUGUGCAACACUUCCACAGUACAGCAGUUCUGGGAAAUUCUGGGGCCCCUCCUGCCUCCUGGCUUCCUGUCCAGAUCCCAGUGAGCCUGGGGAAACUUACUUGUUCUUGUUUCUAAUGAAGUUCCAUUUGCUGCAGGAGUUGUGAAAGUCUUGAUUGCUUUGUUGGUUGUUUUUUUUUCUUCCAAUAUGUCAUUUGUAGAGAAACUGGUAGAUGUAAGGACCUGAGGAUCUGCCUGUAGAAAAUUAAAUAGAUAAUUUUUUUCUAGGUUUGAGCUGAAAAACAGCUCAAGCCUGUAGUCCAGGUAUAGUGUAAAAGCUGACAUCCCAACCAUGCUUGCUGAUGAUAUCCAUGAGUCCAAGCACAUAUUUUCCUCUGAAUCAAGCCUCAUUUAAAACACUAAAAGGACAUUACAACACUAGAGUUGCAGUGUGAGAACAUUAGCACUAUUUGUGAUUGGAAGAAGAUUUGGCUGGAGUGCUCCCAAAGAAAACUCUAAGCUUCUGCUAUUAUUUCUCACUUUGACUGCCUUUAACCAGCUUUCCCUUUAGAAAAUGCCAAACUCUGGAGCAUCCAGUUUUUGCCAAGUCCAGUGGAUGGAAGGCGAAAGUCAUGCAAUGCACGAACUCUAUGUGCUGUUUCCCGUUGCGCUGCUGAAAUAUACCUUCUCUAUCAGAUUUGCUGACCUUGUGGGUCUCAGUAUUUUAUACAAGGGAGCACUGAUCUCAUAGUUCUUAUACGCAUAACCCUGUUUUUUUAACCAAAGGGGCUCCUAUUUUUGUUUGUCCUCUAAUUCCCACCCAUUCUGCUGCUAAAGUUCAAUUUGUUGGGAAAUUUCUACGGCUGAUAACAGGUUAACAGAGUUGAGUCCCCACUCCUGGACUAAUUGCCAGUUGUUGCCACUGAAAGGCUCUUUACAAAGGAUGUAGAGAGCCAUGCACUGAUACCAUUGCAAAAAAAUAUUUCACUACGUAAGUCACACGCGCAUCUCUCGAUGACACCGAUAAAAUACAAAGGGAAAUAGUACAAUCAAGGCAUCUGAUGUUAAAAGCUCUACUCAGCUCAACAUCUGCACUGGAACGGGGAAAUGGGGAGGAAGCAGAAGGCAAUGGAUAACUAACACUGCCCCAGUGAAGCUGGUGGGGUAGAAGGGUCAGGCGGAGGGUGUCCGGCGCUGCUGGCGAGAGCACUCUGCCAAUCAGUCUCGUCAGCAUGGCAAAAAGAAUGAGUGUCGGGGGGGAUUUUUAAGCAAAAUUACGUUUUUAAUUGUUUCUUCCACAUAAAUGGAAGGAACCUUAUACAACGGCAAAUCCUUCUGAACAAAAUGGCUGCGUCCGCUGACUUUUUUAAAAAGAAAAACUGUUUCAAAACUUUUUAGUGUCAAAAGCAUAAACACAGAAAUCCUGACUUUUUUCCAGUGUGUGUGGUGAGUGCUGUAACCCUGUCAUCAGUAUCUCUCCUGACUUUUUCAGGGGCGUUUUUUCCUGUUUUGUUUUCUGCUUGUUGAUAUUGUCUGUGUGGUCCUAAGGCUGGGGCAGUUACCAACAAUGUGUGUCUGUUGUCGGAUUAAAAAAAGAUAGUAGUAGAACUGAAAAAGAUGUGUUUUAAAAAUAUAUAAAAAAUAAAUUUCAUCAAAAGGAAUUCAAGUAAUGAAACAACAAAGCCGUGACUCCUCCUCUCAGGACUGUACGGAAAAGGAUUUGUGGGCUUAUAAUUAUAACCAGUUGCCCUUUGCAGGCUUUUGAGGUCCAGGAGGCUUGGCCUCAUUGGAAAUGUUAUGAACUAUGUGUUGUAAAUUCCUGCUUUCCCACUUUUAGACUGUACAUGCCUCGUGUAGAAAUGGGCAGAAAGAAAGGGGAUUUUAUCUUUUCUGGUAUCAUCGGGUGUCCCCUACAAUGUGAACCAUUGAUGUAAAUGGACCAGAUUGUUUGGCCAACAUGCAAGAGCCACGUGGAAGUGUAGUUUGGCUGUAGGCAUGUGGGUCUAUUUUCAGAGCUGCUUAGAAGGAACAACGUGAGGAUAAACUGGCAUGUUAACAUUAAAAAAAAGCCCACACAUUUUGCUUGACCUGGAAUACUAGGUGAAGAACAUCGUUAAAUGAAUGUAUUUUUUCUUUCAAAGUUAACUAGCAUGUGCUAUUUAUCCUCAUUUUGCACUUCCUGUUUGGAUCUUAAUGAAGUAAAUCAAUUUUGCUUUUAUAUGCAUCUUGGUUUCUCGGUGCUUUGGUGGGUUCGUUGCUCAAAAGAUUAUUUUUUCAAUUUGGGCUCACAAAAAAAAAGGAUUUCUUCAUCCAUCGUAUGUAAAUCUCUUUUAUUAUAAAACACGGUCAUCAACUAAAAUCCAAAUCUGAAGCUAAAUUGUACAAGUAGGCAUCUUUCCUUCAAUCUCCGUGGGCACGGCCAGGCCUCAGACCCUGUGAGAUACAGGCUGCCCUCAGCCCUCAGCAGCACAUGGCAGCAGCCUGGCUCAGGGCGCCUGCACUGGGCACGUCCUGAAAUGUUUAUUACAGUACAUCUGGGGAAGUUGUGGUGGCAAAUGCCUUUAUCUGUUCAGAUUCUGAAGGAGGAUGAAAAAUGGGACCAUGAAUGGGGAAAUAACUUCUAGUGCUAGUCUAACAUGCUGCUCCUAGCUCACUAGAAAAGCACGUUGCUGUUUUCCUCCAAGUCAGUACAUAAUGAGGGCCCCACUCCAGGUUCUGGCUCACCAAGUGUUUGGGGGCAAUCCAGAGGAUUGCCCUAAGGGUUAAAAAAACCGCGGUGGGAUGGGAUACUCCAUCCUCUCUGCAGACAUGGAUCCCUCAUUUGCUUUGGAAGAGAUGUGUUGCACUUUAGUGGAGGGGGAGAAAGGCUUUGGGUAUGGGAUCUGGUGUACUUGGAUUCCUUUUGGAAAUAGCAGCGGGAGACAUUGAUGUCCGUGAUGCAAGUGCGCACGCUGCCUUCAACUUGUAUGUGUUUUAUUGCUGGAGUCAUGUUACUGACAGGAUAAUGAAAUUGCAAAGAAAAUGUGUUAUAUUCAACUUUGCCUUGAUAAUAUAAACACUUUGUUCUUU